Ochotona curzoniae (black-lipped pika) is the source of this 1410-nucleotide messenger RNA. RefSeq names its product leucine rich repeats and transmembrane domains 2 (gene LRTM2). Gene Ontology annotation, cellular component: plasma membrane. Gene Ontology annotation, molecular function: protein binding. The coding region runs from base 257 to 1369 and encodes 370 amino acids. Lineage: Eukaryota; Metazoa; Chordata; Mammalia; Lagomorpha; Ochotonidae. The record is from RefSeq and is a predicted model, not a curated record. The transcript has 4 exons.
CUUGAGCUGAUGAGUCUCCGGAGCAGAAGGCGACUACUCCGAGGACCGCGUAUCCCGGAGGUUCACUCCUAAAGUGGUAGUGAAAGUAGGUGCCGGAGGCUGCCCAGCACCUUCCACUGGACCCAACACAGGUGGACACUUCCCAGGGCCUGGCCCCUGCUUGCCCGGAGCCAUGGACUGACUGGCAGUACAUGCUGCCGCCAAGGGGCUUCUUUCUCCCUGGAGCUGCAGGACCCAGUGAAUCGUGGGGUCCACCAUGCUGCCGCUGGGUAGUGACUCUGAGCAGAGGAACAGCCUGGGUGGGCAGUGGAGACGGGUGUCCUGGAUCACCUGCUGGGUUGCCCUCUGUGCCGCCGAGGCCCUUCCUAGCUGCCCAUUCUCCUGUAAGUGUGACAGCCGUAGCCUGGAGGUAGACUGCAGCGGCCUCGGCCUCACCACGGUGCCCCCGGAUGUGCCCGCGGCCACCCGAACCCUUUUACUCUUGAACAAUAAACUGAGUGCCCUGCCGAACUGGUCUUUUGCCAACCUGUCCAGUCUACAAAGACUAGACCUAUCCAACAACUUCCUGGACCAACUACCCGGCUCGGUGUUCCAGGACCUGACGAAUUUGACAGAGCUGCAGCUGCGCAACAACAGCAUCAGGACCCUGGACAGGGACUUGCUGCAGCGCGCACAGCUGCUACGCCACCUGGACUUGUCCAUCAACGGCCUGGCCCAGCUGCCCCCUGGCCUGUUCGACGGGCUCCCGGCGCUGCGCUCCCUCUCGCUUCGCUCUAACCGCCUGCAGAGCCUGGACAGGAAGACGUUUGAGCCCCUGGCGAGCCUACAGCUGCUGCAGGUCGGGGACAACCCGUGGGAAUGCGACUGCAACCUCCGUGACUUCAAGCACUGGAUGGAGUGGUUUUCCUACCGAGGUGGGCGCCUGGACCAGCUGGCCUGUACGCUGCCCAAGGAGCUGAGGGGAAAAGACAUGCGCAUGGUCCCCAUGGAGAUGUUCAACUACUGCUCCCAGCUGGAUGACGAGAACAACUCUGUCGGCGUGGACGUGCCGGGGCCACCCUGCACCAAAGCCAGUCCAGAACCCCCUAAGCCCAAGCCUGGGGCAGAGCCUGAGCCCGAGCCCAGCACAGCCUGCCCGCAGAAGCACAGGUACCGGCCAGUGAGUGUGCGGCGGGCCAUCGGCACCGUGAUCAUCGCCGGGGUCGUCUGCGGCAUUGUCUGCAUCAUGAUGGUGGUGGCUGCUGCCUAUGGCUGCGUCUACGCCUCCCUCAUGGCCAAGUACCACCGGGAGCUUAAGAAGCGCCAGCCGCUAAUGGGAGACCCCGAGGGUGAGCCCGAAGACCAGAAGCAAAUCUCCUCGGUGGCCUGAGUGAGCGGGGGCCCCAUCUGGCCCAGGUAGGAAGGGCAGGG